GUGUGUGCGUGUCUGAAUGCGAACAAGUUGAUAUUGUUAUUUUUUUUUGUAAUUUUUCCUAACAUAUUUGAAUUAAGCUCUGGAAGUAAGCCGGAGUUACGGCGAGUGAGGCAUCUUUCAGAGCCGCCCGAGGGAAAGAAAAAGACUUUCCACCACAGCGGAGACUCUAAUGAACUCGAAAAUAACAAGUUUGCUACGUACUACCUUUGAAAACAAGCCACAUCUACGCAGUUUAACGGAUUUCGGUGUAUCAUUUUUUUUUCGACACAAGCUAACUUGAAGCUAGAGUGUGCAGCUGCUCACGCUUCUUUUUUUUUUUUUUGUGUGUGUGUGUUUGGCAGUUUGCAGUCAAGUGAUAGUCCCGUGUGCCUUCUUAUAAAUGCUUAUAUAAAGUUGCUCACGUUAGCUAAUGAAGUCGUAGUCAACGUCACAUAAGAAACAGUAAUAAGAGCGUAAUUGUGGGGGAUAAGCCAUAAGCCACUCAGAGAAAAAAUGCUAAAGACGCUGACUAAGAAGCUAAGAAGACAUUCACUCAAUGAAAUACAUCCUUUCCAACUGAAGAUUUCUUACCAUGGCAGUGGAGAGGGAGGGGAGAGCGAUGACUCCGAGGGGGAGAACCAGGAGCUUGCACAGAUUGACAGAGAGAGACGGAGAAAUUGUGCCCUCACCCCCUUGGCCACAAGCCAGCAGCACAACCAGGGUCCCCUCUCUCCUGCCCGGUUACGCCGCCUCCGCCUCCUUUUAGAUGCCAAUCUGGAUCGGCACUCUUCAGAGGAAGAGCUCGAGCGAAUCAGCUGCGGUGAAAACAGGAAGUGGGUGUCGGCGCUUCCCCAGCGCCAUGGCGAUCACCACAGCAGCGCCUCCAGUGAUGAGGAGGUGCGGGACCUCUGUGGCUGUGGGUCACCGGCUGCCUCUGCCAGGCCGCUGGUUGAGCCGGGUGCAUGCCUGGCUGCCUCCCCCAGCCCUGUACUCUUCAGCUCCAGUCCACCACGUAGCCUCAAGCCACCCCCCAUGCGCUUUCAGCUGCAGGUGGUGCAGCCAGUGGUACGGCCCAUCAUUUUGACUCACUUCGACCAGUCAGCACCUUACAGAAAGUAUCGGCACAGUUACGGCGGGGAGCUGGGGAGGCCCAGUCUGGACCUGGAGAAAAUGCAACAGAAAAUGCUGUUGAAAAAGAACUGUGGAGGGAAAACGCGGACUAUAAAGAUUCGGAAUCUGACAGGCAGUCGUCCUCCGCCCAGGUACACCUACGAUCCCUCCAUCUUCGCCUUCCGCUCCUUGAGCACCGCGCCCCCCUGCAGCCCCAUGACCCCGUCCGAGGAUCCUCCCUGCUCAUAAGGAAAUUCAUCCGCCACCAGAUACUCCUCUCCCUCCUCUCUUCAUUCCCAGACGGCUGCUUUUUUUUUCUUUUCUUUUUUUUUUCGCGGCUUCUGCAGCAAGGCCAAGGAGCGGCUGUUGCGAAACUGACUGCUAGAAAGACGUUUGUUUGAUGAGCGAACUAUUGCACACUCAGGUAAUCCCACCCUGUAACGCUGUCACUUUGAUCAUUGUUCUCCACAUGAAAUCAACAGGAACACUUUGAGUAUAAAACGGCCUAAACACGACAUUUCUAAGGAUGCUUCAGGUAUUGUAUGUAUAGCUCUCUCUGAAAAGAUCCUGUGAUUGGAGGAAGAAUGGUCAAGAAACAAACAUGGACUGUGGACCAGAGGUGGUACAAAGGGACAAGACCAACCAUUCUGAUGCCUGGAUUUAGCUCUGGGCUGGAUCAAUGUUCAAGGGAAAUAAUGCAUGUAAGACAAUCAAAUUGUUCCACGGUUUCUUCCUUUGAUGUGAUUACUGGACAUCUUGUAAGGUGCUUGAUAACUAUAUAUACUACACAUGGCGAGGUGAGUCAUCUGAUAUCUUGUUAUUGUUGAGAUGAACAUAGACAGUGGUCACAUUUGUCUGUCUGAAAAACUACUUCUUUGGAUGUGUUAUUGAAUAUGCAGGUCAUGACGAGCUAUAACGAACAUGUAUGUAGUUGAAUAGUUGACCUUUGACGAUGUACGUUUCUUAAUGGGUUUGUCACUCUUAGUCCAGGCAGUGAGUUAAGUAUCCUCUUUCCUUGCAUGAAAGCCACUGUUUUGCAGAAAGAGAGGUAUGUGAACAUAAGGAUGAGAAUAGUUUGCUGCACAUUUGGCAAGUGUAAUUGGUCCUACUUGUAGUGUGCCACCCCCCCCCUCACUACUUUCUAGGUAGAAGAGGACCACUGGUAUAUCUAAGACAUCCCAGUGUUUUUUUUUAAAGAUCUCUUAAUGCCUUGAAAUCACAUUCCUGUCGUAUUGAAUGAAACUUGAGGUAGUUCUCUGCUCCUGAAACGAGCUGGUCAAUUCAUUAAACACAACAUCACCACUGUAACUAAGAUUUCGCCGAAGUGAAUGUAACAUUGUGACACGUUUUCGUCCAUUGUUGCACAAAACAAAUCAAUAAAUGCCCUGUGGCCUCUUGUUUA
Micropterus dolomieu (smallmouth bass) is the source of this 2491-nucleotide messenger RNA. RefSeq lists its product as uncharacterized. Lineage: Eukaryota; Metazoa; Chordata; Actinopteri; Centrarchiformes; Centrarchidae. The coding region runs from base 493 to 1338 and encodes 281 amino acids. The transcript has 5 exons. The record is from RefSeq and is a predicted model, not a curated record.